GUGUUUCGCUCGCAGGACUACAACGCGCUGCUCUUCGCCCUCAAGCAGGUGCGCUGCUCUUCGCCCUCAAGCAGGUGCGCUGCUCUUCGCCCUCAAGCAGGUGCGCUGCUCUUCGCCCUCAAGCAGCUGUUUGGGCGAGUGGAGGCGACGAAGCCAGUGGCGUCGAGAGCGACGUCGGCGGAGAUCUACGUGGUGUGCCACGGCUUCAAGGCGCCCUCCCGCAUCGACCCGCGCCUGCUGGACGCCAAACACCUCUUUGAGACCGUGCCCGAACCACCCAAGGCAGUGGAUGUGCUGGCGGAGCCAAAGUCGAAGAAAAGCAGAGAGGGGUACGAGGAGGGGCAGAGUGUGGUGCACAAGCGCGCGUCGCUGGCGGACUUCCUCACCACCGACAACGCCGUGGCCUUCCUGGGAACCUUCCACGAGAUCACCUUUGACUUGCCGUUGGCCCAGCCCGUCAUGGAGCACCCGCUCACCACACCCGAGAUCCACGAGCUGUGCAAGGACCUGCGCAUUCUGGGCAAGCGAGACUUCAAGCAGCUGCUCAAGUGGCGCCUCAAGAUUCGCAAGGACCUUCCUAACCUGCUUCGAGGGGCCAAGAGGGCGGAGGGCGAGGAGAAUGGCGGGGAGGGGGAAGGGGAGGAGGGGGAAGGGGAGGAGUGCAAGGGGCCGGCAGAGGAGGAGGCGGAGGAGGAUGAGGAGGCGAGGCGGGAGCGGGAGGAGGCGGUGGUGUUGGAGGAGCUGCAGGAGCUGAGGGACCUGCUGGGCGCCAAGCGACGCCUCAAACUCAAAGCGGAGAAGCGCCGCCGCGAGAAGAGCAAGGCGCGCACGGCGACGGGUAUGAAGGUGGAUGCGCUGGCCGACACGGACAUCGCCGCAGACGACGAGCUCUUCGCCCUCGCAGCCAUCAAGCGCAAGCAGCUGAGUGGCGUGGACCACACGGAGGCACCGCAUGCCGAGGAGAUGGCGGAGAUGGAGAGAGAGGAGAGCGAUGAGGAGGAGGAGGAGGAGGACGUGGAGGAGGGUAGUGAAGAUGAUGACAGCGACGCAGAGAAGAGAAGGUACGACGCUGAGUUGGAGGCGUACUUUGACACGGCGUACGAGCACUACUGCAAGGCCACCGCCAGCUCCAAGCGCCGCAAGGCACGUGCUCGCCUCAUGGCGCUGGACGGCGAGGAGGAGGACGGCCACGAGGACGCAGGGGCGCAGGGGGGGGAGGGCGAGCAGGAGGAGGCGGUGGUGCACAUAGGGGAGGAGGGCGAGGAGGAGGAGAACCCGCUGGUGGUGCGGCUGGGCGAGAGCAGUGCGAGCGAGCGCGUGCAGGCGCAGUGGUUCACCCAGGACCUCUUUGAGGGGCUCGACCUGGCAGAGGGGGCGGUGGAGGAGCCGCACGAGGGGGCGAAGGCGAGCAGUGCAGCUGGUGGGGCGAAGAAAAGUGGUGCAGUGCUGCUCAAGGCUGGGAGGAAGGGAGAUGAAAGGCCUGCGGAAGGAGAGAAGGAGGAGAAGCAGCGAGGAGAGAAGAAAGUGAGGAAGGCUAGUGAAAGGGUGGCGGAGAGGGAGGAGGGGGAAGAGGGGGAAGUAGAGGCGGAGGAAGGGGAGGUGGCAGAUGCUGAUGACGGGAGAGUACAAGGCGUGGCAGGUGAUGGGCGGGGCGGAGAGGCAGCAAGGAAGAACAAAGCUGGCAAGGCGAAGGCGAAGGAUGCACACACUGAGCCGGCUGUGCCCCGUGGCACAGCAGCGGGACGGGAGGAAGACGGCGAGAAAGAGUUGAGCAAGAAGGCGCGGGGGGGGAAACAAAAGGAGGAGGAGGAGGCAGGGUUUGAGGUGGUCCCGGAGGAGAGGCUGAGUGGCAGCGAGCGGGACAGCUCCGAUGACAGCUCUGACAGCGACAGUGACAGCCGUGGGGGGCGCAGGGGGGGCAGGCAUGCACGCACAGUGGGUGGGAGUGCCGCAGGGGGGCAAGGAGGGGGGACGAUGAGGGAGGAGGAGUGGGACAGCGACAGCAAGGCGGAGACGCUGGCGUAUGCGAGGCGCAUGCUGAGGAAGCGAGAGCGAGACGAGCUGGUGGACGACGCGUACAACCGGUACAUGUUUGACGACGAUGCCCAGGCGCUGCCCAAGUGGUUUGCGGACGACGAGCGGCGGCACAUGGUGCCUCUGAAGCCCAUCAGCAAGGACGAGGUGCUGGAGCUCAAGGCGCAGUUCCGCGCCAUCAACGCGCGCCCCACCAAGAAGGUGGCAGAGGCGAAGGGCAGGAAGCGGCGGCGGCUGAUGAAGCAGCUGGAGGCGGCGCGGCAGAAGGCGACGGCCAUCUCGGAGCAGGCGGACCUGACGGAGCGAGCCAAGGGGCGGCUCAUGCAGCGCGCCUACAGCAAGGUGGCCUCGGAGCGGCCGGCCAAGAAGAUCGUGGUGGUGGCAAAGAAGGGGCAGCAGGGCAACCGCGGGCGCGGUGUGAAGAACAGCAUCAUGGUGGACCGACGCAUGAAGAAGGACCUGCGUGCUGAGAAGGCUAAUGCCAGAAAGGGCGGCAAGAAGGUUGCACUUAGCAAUGUCGUUCCUUCUGCGGGGAUCUCCGUCGCGCGGAUCUUCCCAGCUGUGAAGGGCGUCUCCAAUUCCUCGUGUUCUUCUUUCGUUGGCGGAAAUUUCAAUCUGAAGGCUCUCACCAAACGGCAAUUUCCAGCGUUAAUUACUAGCCGACCUAACCAAGUCGUCGCCAAGGUUUCCGUUGGGGACGAGGCUCCGCCUCUGAGUCUGACCGACCAGAAUGGUCGCGUAUUCGACUUGGCCAAGCUUAAAGGAAGAAAGAGCGUGGUUCUUUAUUUCUAUCCCGCCGAUGACACUCCUGGGUGCACCAAGCAGGCAUGCUCGUUCCGUGACUCCUUUGAGGAAUUCCGGAAAUUAGGUGCUGAGGUUGUUGGAAUCAGCGGCGACACUCCCGAGUCUCACAAGUUGUUUGCCGAGAAGUACAGCCUACCCUUUACUCUUUUGUCUGACGAGGGCAACACUGUGCGCAAGGAGUGGGGCGUCCCCAGUGAUUUGUUUGGGGUCCUUCCUGGGCGUCAAACCUAUGUGAUUGACAAGAAAGGCGUCGUGCAGCUCAUAUUUAAUAACCAGUUUCAACCCGAGAAGCACAUAGAUGAGACAAUUGCAGUGCUGGAGGCCCAAUACGAGGAGCCAAAACCGUUCUUCCAGUUUCCCAAGCUUUUAUAG
Molecule: messenger RNA, 3210 nt
Organism: Closterium sp. Yama58-4
Lineage: Eukaryota; Viridiplantae; Streptophyta; Zygnematophyceae; Desmidiales; Closteriaceae
Source: the annotation of a GenBank genome assembly